Echinostoma caproni is the source of this 621-nucleotide messenger RNA. The record is from the annotation of a GenBank genome assembly. NCBI's taxonomy places the organism in Eukaryota, Metazoa, Platyhelminthes, Trematoda, Plagiorchiida, Echinostomatidae.
GAAAAUCACGAUCUCCUGGAUCGUUGGCAUCGGGAUACAGCCUAUCGAUUGAUGGUGGAUCAUAGCCGCGCUCUGGCUCACGCUCUCUCCGACGGUCUCGUACCCGGACGUCAAGGUCUCGGGUUAAAGCUGCGUCAGUUGAUUCAUCGUGCAGCAAGAGCCUCGGUCCUGACGGGCUUGGAUCCUCUGAAACAGUCGUGUUCCGUGCUAGGUGGUCUGGUGGCUGAGGUAGCACGAACAAAUCAACUGGCCGUGCCAUCUGCGAUGCCUCUCCUGCAAGGUCCCAGCGCACGAUUUCCGAGUCGACUGUCGUAUGAAGAGAUGGAAGCUUUGGUAACGAAAGAGGUACUCGCAUUUUUACCCAGAUUGGAAGGUCUAGAGGAAGCCUUCAAUCGAUGUCUGGACGAAAAUCCCGAAGCCACACGCCUCUCCCGGAAUCCUACCUCUUCUUCCAGUACAUCAUCAUUGUCCAGUGGAAAAACCUCGCGAUCAGAUCCCUCUGCGGCGAUGGUGUAUCAGUUGCAACGAGCUAAUUGUGUGCCCACUGAUGACAGUGACAAGUACCGAUGCCAUCGAGUCAAUACAUCCACUGACUCAGCCUCCAGCUACGGUGAGUCUUGA